AGAUGGAGUCGUGCAUCCAGGGAUUAAUUCAUCAUCAAUAGCUUUGCGGCCAAUAUUGUUGGAAGUCUGCUUCUCGCGUAUCGCUCAUCGUGUUGAAUGUUCCACAUUUCUUUCUUUCACGAUUGUAAAGGGGGUUGCAGGAGCUAUCUGAGGUGUUGGAUGGGGCGGGAUUGCACCAAGACUCCUAAGCCCGUCCCACCAGCGUUCUUGUCGUGCACUUUUGCAAUGCUCUAUUCAAUUUUAGCUUCAGUAGUCGCCUUCAUUAUUCACGCGAGGCCAUAUGUCAUAGCCAACGUUCAACAAUCAAGCUUCAAACUUAUCGGCAGGUGAGUCCCAAAAAGUUCUAUCCGUCUGCUCUUAUGACCGCUGCCAAGAACUCUAUGGACACAGAUUCAAAUGUGCAACUACACAAAAAGAAAGCAAGUCCCAC
Mytilinidion resinicola is the source of this 430-nucleotide messenger RNA. RefSeq lists its product as uncharacterized. The transcript has a single exon. The coding region runs from base 97 to 330 and encodes 77 amino acids. The record is from RefSeq and is a predicted model, not a curated record. Lineage: Eukaryota; Fungi; Ascomycota; Dothideomycetes; Mytilinidiales; Mytilinidiaceae.